AUGGACAUUUCGGAUACAGCAUAUGAGGCCAUCGACUGCGAGGAAGUUCCGCCGGAGUGGAUUCUUCCGGCACUGAUCAAAUUCCACUCAAGUGCAACCGACGAGAGGAUCGAGCGCUGGGUCCUCUUUCAAAAGGAGGGAGAAGUUGGCUUCGAUUUCUGCUUGUACGGCGUCUUCUACCAUGGGCAUAGGCAUGCAGAGGUUGCGAGAGGAGGGUGCUUCUGUAGGGCUCACGUCCCGCCUGGCUUGAGGCAGAGGGCUACCAAGUGUAUCCGGGUUCAGCGAAGCGUUGAAAGUUCUGAGAAGGUGCUGUUUUCUUGGGAACAAGAUAUUGGACCUGCUCCUGUUCUUGGUCGCUUUGAGUGGGGUAGAUGGCCAGCUGUAUACUAUGAAAGCUCAGACGAGCCAAGUCCCUAG
Messenger RNA from Sordaria macrospora k-hell, 417 nucleotides. RefSeq lists its product as uncharacterized. The record is from RefSeq and is a predicted model, not a curated record. NCBI's taxonomy places the organism in Eukaryota, Fungi, Ascomycota, Sordariomycetes, Sordariales, Sordariaceae.